Molecule: messenger RNA, 1341 nt
Organism: Amaranthus tricolor (Joseph's coat)
Lineage: Eukaryota; Viridiplantae; Streptophyta; Magnoliopsida; Caryophyllales; Amaranthaceae
Product: adrenodoxin-like protein 2, mitochondrial
Exons: 9
Coding region: 559-1032 (157 amino acids)
Biological process (GO): P450-containing electron transport chain
Cellular component (GO): mitochondrion
Molecular function (GO): 2 iron, 2 sulfur cluster binding
Source: RefSeq, a predicted model, not a curated record
AAAACUUGGUCAACUAAAUUAGAGAAAGAAGAUUUAGAGGGAGUGAAACAUAAAAUAGGGGAGGGUAAUCAGCCAAUCAUCGAAAACCCCUGAAUCCAAAAAUCAAGUCUUUUCCGGUGCUGAUCUGCUCAACCUUUUGCGCCGUUGUUCCUGCACCCUCCGCCGUUGCUGGUCACUGAAACUUUUUGAGAUUUUGAGUUUUGGAAUAACCCGCCAAAAAUAUGUGGGUUUCUAGAAUUUCUAGAAUUGGAGCUCAGGCAAUCAAGAAAUUUGCUCAAGGGUCGGUAGUACGCUGAAUGGUGAGAAGAGUUAAGCAGGGUCCAAGGAGAUGGAGAUUGAUGGUCUUAAAAAUUUGCGCUGUAAGAAGUGCAAUUUCUAUGUCAAUAUGUCAUCCUCGAGCUUAAUUUACUUAUGAGGGUAAUUGAUACCAAAUCCAAGAGUGUUGCAUUUGUCAUAUUUGAACGUGAAUUGAUAAUACUUUAUUGAUAAUCCGCUUCAUGUAUCUGAGAUUUGAGAACAACUAAAGGGCAAUUGACAUACACACCAAGGACCCGAUAUAUGCAUUCAUCUUUUAGCAGAAUACAAACUUUGCUUCAACCCCCUCAGCAGAUGCCUCGAUAUUGCUGUACCACGUCUGCUGCUGAUUCAUCCAAGGAUGAAAAUGGAGAAGUGCAUGCAAUAAACGUGACAUUUGUUGAAACGGAUGGAACAGAGAUACACACUAAGGUUCCUGUCGGAACAAACCUUUUAGAAGCCGCUCUUUCGAAUGACAUUGAGCUAGAAGGAGCAUGCGAAGGAUCCUGUGCAUGUUCAACGUGUCAUCUUAUUGUAAUGGAUGUGGACUACUACAACAAACUGCCAGACCCAUCCGACGAGGAAAAUGACAUGUUAGACCUAGCCUUUGGUCUUACGGAUACGUCUCGUCUGGGUUGCCAAAUCACAGCGAAACCUGAAUUAGAUGGAAUUCGCCUUGCUUUGCCAACGGCCACCAUAAACUUUGCUGUUGAUGGAUACAAACCGAAACCUCAUUAGGUUGUUUAAUGACUAUGAUACAGAGGUACAAAAUCAGUCAUUAGUUGCACCAAUUACUAUCUGUAGAAUAAAGAUUGAUCAGGCAUAUACUGUGUCUGAUUGCUUUUUCUUGCUAAAUACCGAACAAUUGAAGUCCUCGACAGUAAUUAUCAUUGUUUUUUGUAAAAUGAUGCUUUUUUAGCAUACAGCUAUAGAGCUAUACGGGUGUUAUUCAAUAAUUUAUAUUACCGAAAGAACGAAGAGUUUUCACAUGUACAAACUUGAGAAUUGAAAUAACGGCUAUUUUUUAACAGAGGAUGUCAUUUACUA